GCUGGCUGACCCCGCCCAGGUGCUGACGCGGGGACCUGGUCGCGGGACAUAGUCCGGGGACGAUGUCGCUGAGGGAUCGAGAACCACUGCUCAGGGAGGAGGAGGCGGAGAGCGAAGGCGAGAUUACUUCUGAGUGGAAGAAAGCUAGAAGGAGCAGUCACCCAGUCACGCUGACUUUUGAAGAAGCUGUUGAAGAAACAGGCUUUGGCACUUUCCACGUGGCGCUGUUGGUUAUCUGCGGGUGGGCGAAUGCCAGCGAUGCCAUUGAAGUUGUGUGUGUGUCAUUCCUACUUCCCACUGCACGCUGUGACCUUCAUCUUAGCACAGCAGAUAUGGGUUGGCUUACAGCAAGUAUCUUCCUAGGUAUGAUGAUAGGUGGAUAUGUGUGGGGAGUUCUUGCAGACCUGAAAGGCCGCCAGAAAAUUCUUGUCUUUUCGUUGGCGGUGAACGGUGUCUUUGGAGCUGUGUCCAGCAUGGCAUAUAAUUAUUGGCAGUUCCUACUCUUGCGAUUCAUUAGUGGAAUCGGUGUCGGCGGGUCCCUACCAGUCAUAUUCUCCUAUUUUUCGGAAUUUCAACCCCGGAACAAAAGAGGCUGCAUGGUCAGUGCUUUGGCCACUUUCUGGAUGGCAGGGAACAUUUUAGCAGCAGGCCUCGCUUGGCUGGUUAUCCCCAGGACUUCACUGGCUUUUCAACUGGGCUCUUUGCACUUUCAGAGCUGGAGGCUCUUUGUGAUGUUCUGCUCAAUACCUAGUCUAUCCUCUGCGCUUGUCUACGCUCUGGGAAUGCCUGAGAGCCCCAAGUAUCUGAUGCAGGCUGGUCGAGAGAAUGACGCCCUCCGGGUUUUCCGACGCAUGUUUUACUGGAAUAACCGUGGGACAGCUCGCUCCUUCUCAAUGUUAAUGACUCUGCAGGAUUCUGACCUCUUGCCAAAGGUUGAGCGCCUCCUGAUGCCUUCUGCUGAGAAAUGCAACAUAAAGUUUUACGACAGUCGGGCUGAUUGUUUCUCACACCAGAUAACGAAGGGGCUGGAUCCCAUCAGGAAGAUUCUUGCCCAGAAGCUUCGACUAACAUCAGUUCUUCUCUCCAUCAUCUUCUUCAGUAUCUCGUUUGGGUAUUAUGGUCUGUGGAUGUGGUUUCCUGAGCUCCUCAAACGGAUCGAGACCAGCGGUGGCUCCGCCUGCUCGAGUGUCCAAAACAGUUCCAGUGAUGAGGGUGCAGAAAAUCUCACCUGCUAUCCGGUGAAAACAGUGGUGUACAAAGAAGGAUUUAUAAUAGCUGCUGCCAACCUUCCUGGUAAUAUCUUCACUAUCUUACUGAUGGAUCUGCUAGGAGGCAAGCUGCUGCUUUGUGCCAGCCUGUUUCUCUCAGGUGUCAGUGUGUUCUUCAUCUGGGAAGUGACAACUAAGAUCCAGAGCUUGAUUGUGUCUUGUGUGUUCAGUGCCAUCUCAGUCAUUGCCUGGAACUCGCUCGAUGUCAUCGGGCUGGAAUUGUAUCCCACUCAACUGCGGUCAUCUGCCCUUGGGUUGUUCACGGGUGUCAGCCGAAUCGCCUCCAUUUUGGGAAACAUUGUGAUUGGGCAGCUGGUUGACAUGAACUGUGCUGUGAUCAUCCUGCUGGUAGCAGUAAUCUUUUUCAUUGGAAGUCUGGCUGGUCUCAAACUGCCCAACACCAAGCAAGUAGAAUUGAGUUGAGAGGAGUCGGAGGAAAGUUACUGGACUGUUUAUAAUUAGUGCCUUUACCGGUGUGUAAAUGUUUUUGACGCCAGCGGAGGCUCUGGUUAGCCCUUCCCUGGAUUGAGAUAUAGUGCAAUCAGCCAGGACAUAGGGAACGUUGCCAUGUUCUUCAGGGGGCAACUGGCCCCUCCUGCACACUUCCCAAUGAUACUAUUUUAAUGGAGAAACAUUUGAUUGGACUACAACAGAGCAAGUCUUCAGCUUCAAAAGAGCAUUGUCUGUACAGCAUUGAAGUAAAUGGGAGGUCAUACAGUUUAUGUGCAGUAAAUUAAUUCAAAAGCUGAUCUGUACCUAGAGAGAAUCACCUUUAGUUUCUACUUUCUUCCACCGAAUGAAGGCCUGUAAUAAUUCCCGUCCGUCCGUCCAUCCAUCAUGGAUAAAGACAAAGUGCGUUUGCACCUCUUCAGAAUGUUACAAUCUGGCUAAACCUAUUUCCCUAUAACACCUUGGGUGUUCUACAAGAGUCAGUACUGGGCCCACAAUUCAUCACUGGCAUCAGUGAUUUGAACUGAAUUAGGAGUAAGCAUUUUAAAAGUGGUAGACAUUGAAUUAGGAAUAUAGAGUUAAAUUUGCAGUAAGAUAAUUCAAACUUAUAUAGUCGGCAAUUUAUAAAUAGGGCAAAGAUACAGACAUGAUCAAUAGUAGUGACAAGGCAUCAAAAAGCCUCAAUUUCUGGAGGGAUAAAAUUGGAAAACAUAGGCUGCCCUCUAAAAUGGAGAUCAUUCAAAACUCUGCUGCCCGUAUCACAUCCCAUUCAUCCAUCACCACAGGAUCACUGACUUUGGCUCAAGCAAUUUUAAAAUUCAGUUUUUCCCAAUCCCUCCAGGGCCUUGCCCCCUCCCCAUCUCUAAUCAUCUCCAGCCCUAUACUUAAGUGGGCCAGAUUCUUAGUACUGACCUUGAACAUCUGUUUUAGUUGCUUCACUAAUGCCAGCUGUGUCUCCAGCAGGCUAGGCCCUAAAUCGAGUAUUCCCUGAGUCCUUUGAAGCUGCUCGUUUAAAACGAAACUUCUUUGACUGAGCUCGUGGUCAUCUGUCCAAAUGUCACAUGCGACUAUCAGAGGUAUCAAAGAAAUCUAAGUGAAAUAUCUCAAGGUACAUGAUAAAGAUAAACCUGACGUACAGAACACAGUUCAUUUUUGAAAGGAUGAGGCACUUAAAUAUUCACUGACACUUUGUCUUUCCUGCUGAGGCUGCAAGUUAGAAGACAGGCAAUUCCCAGAUAGAAAAUGGCUCCAGUAAUUAUGGGGGGGGGUGGACUAUAAGUCACUAAUAAAUACAAAGAUUUGUGUAAUGAAUGAGGGACAAAGACAAUCUUGGCAUAGGUCGAGGCAGCUCAAAACAGCAGCUUUCUUCAAAAUUCCACUUGAAAAAUUCAGAUGGUUAGUUGGCAGUUUGAAAAUCCUUCGGUGGGUAUGAAAUUAUGGCAUGUUCUUUGCUUUCUCUGAAUCUUCCCAUUUCCUGAUUGUUGACUGGUGUUGGGUUUAUCAGUUAUCACAGAAUCAGAAAGGACCUUAUAAAUAGGAACAGGAACAAAGGAUUUUAGUCACAUCAGAAGCAUCGGUUGUGGGUAAUAAUUAAAAAGGGAGCCUGGACCAGAUUGCAGGUUGUAAUAUUGCAGCAUCAUGAGUCUAGUGUUGGGCACUGACUGCUAGACAGGUAGAUGGAGGUGCACAUCAGCCACAAUCUAAUUGCAUGGCACAAAAGGAUUUGGCUGCCUUCUAUUCCUAUAAAGAAGGAACUAUACUAAUAUAACAUGGAUCCUGAUUAUCUGCAAAGACCAAUUAUAACCUUGGGAACCAGUGCUGAAAAAGUGUUAUAAAUCCUUGGCGGAUAAACCAGCCUCUAGUUUAGGAUAUGCAGGACUACAUGCAAUAAUUAACCUUGCCUGCAUUUCUCUUCAGGGAAGAAAACCAAAGAAUGUGCUAAUCGAAUGCUUGAAUAUGAAGUUACCUCACUAGCCAGGCAGUCAGCCCAUCCCUCAUUUUGUUUCUACUUUUCUGCUCAGGCAGGUCAGCAAUAGGUAAAGGGGUUAUGUUCAAAAACUCAACUUUACUUAUCCUCAGUAUGGUGCAGUCUGGCUUAAAAAACUUGUCUGGAUUUACUCAGACUGAUGGAUCAGUGUUGGGAAAACAGUGAAAUCACAUUAACUGGUUUUCACUCAACGCAUCAGAAAAGACAUCUAUGCUGAUUGACUGUAAUACUCAGGGUGAGGCUUUGUUGUGCUGGAAGUUUAUGAACAAACUUAUUUUUGUGCAUCCAAUGAUGGUCAUUCAAGCAGUCAUUCAUACAUCUGUUCGAGUCAUAUUGGACUGGACAUUAACUCAGUUUCUUUCUCCACGAAUGCUGCUAGACCUGCUGAGACUUUCCAGCACAGACUGUAUAUCUGUUUCUUGCUUUGCAACAAUAAUGGAGAAGCAGAGAAUCCAAAUGCCUUUAGACUGGAGUUAUUGUAGUGUAACUGCAACUUCACCUCAGUGUCUUGCUCCAGAGAUGGUAUCAGAAUUUAACUAUUUGUAAGAAUCAUUGCAGCAAGUCAAACUUGGUGUAUUCUGUAUGUUUGAUCAAUCUGUCACUGUAUAAUCUGUAACAUGCCAAGAAUAAAGUAAUUUUUUUCACA
Carcharodon carcharias (great white shark) is the source of this 4351-nucleotide messenger RNA. RefSeq names its product synaptic vesicle glycoprotein 2 (gene sv2). Lineage: Eukaryota; Metazoa; Chordata; Chondrichthyes; Lamniformes; Lamnidae. The record is from RefSeq and is a predicted model, not a curated record. The transcript is spliced from 14 exons. Gene Ontology annotation, cellular component: membrane. Gene Ontology annotation, molecular function: transmembrane transporter activity. Gene Ontology annotation, biological process: transmembrane transport. Bases 63 to 1691 code for a protein of 542 amino acids.